This is a messenger RNA of Rhipicephalus microplus (southern cattle tick), 9031 nucleotides long. RefSeq names its product protein Tob1. The record is from RefSeq and is a predicted model, not a curated record. Gene Ontology annotation, biological process: regulation of gene expression. Gene Ontology annotation, cellular component: nucleus; cytoplasm. Gene Ontology annotation, molecular function: transcription corepressor activity. NCBI's taxonomy places the organism in Eukaryota, Metazoa, Arthropoda, Arachnida, Ixodida, Ixodidae.
GCGCCGGGUUAACGGCUCUACGCCGGCGGUGCAAGCUAGCGCGCGGGGCUAGCUGGCGCCCGAUACCCCAUCGUCGAAGCUAGGGGAAAAGGACUCGCUAAAAAGCCCACUCAAAAGGACGACACCCCGACUGCUGCCCAGACCUCUCUAUUUUGUACUCCGGCCACUAGCCGUGUUUUAUUACUUGUUUUGUCAACGGAGUUUCAGCUGCCAGUUCGUGUUUUUGUAUUCUUCAUCCCGUAGAGAGGACUCCGUUACCGUUUCGCUUCGUCUCAUCUCUUUUUCACGGUGCAUCAGUCAAGAAGAAGUCAUUCAUUUGUCUACUCGUGUUUAAAGCCAGUUUUUGUAUAUCUAUAUAGUCGGGUUCUUCGAAAACGCCUUCUUCGUCUCUGCUCAAAGGCCAACUUCUGAUCGCCGCCGCCGACUGCCAGCUGUGUUUCCUCUGCAACCUCUGCUAGGCAAGCCUCUACUAGCCGCCUGUCGCCUCACACUUCGUUCUUUGGAUGCAUUCCGCUCCUUAUGUUUAACAAUCAAGUGGGAAGGGGUAUCCAUCGCCAAACAACGUGGCCGACUCCUCGGAGGCAGGCGCGGGUCCCGGCAGGAUGCAGGUUGAGAUCCAAGUGGCUCUCAACUUCCUCGUCUCCUUCCUGUAUAACAAGCUGCCCAGGAGAAGGGUCAACCAGUUCGCCGAGGAACUGGACAGGGCACUCAGGCGAAAGUUCCGGGGACACUGGUAUCCGGAGAAGCCGUACCGGGGCUCGGCGUUCCGCUGCGUGAAGACGUCCCCUCCCCUGGACCCGGUGUUCCAGAUCGCGGCUCGGGAGAGUGGAGUCGACCUGCGGGAUGUCCGGGAGAACUUGCCCCCGGACCUGAGCAUCUGGAUAGAUCCCGGCGAAGUGUCCUAUCGCAUAGGCGAGAAAGGCGCGGCACAGGUGCUUCUGGGUGGCCCCCAGUCGUCUGUCUCCGAAUCGCGCUGCUGCUCGACCAGCCCCAACUCGGCCGAUGAGGCCCUGGUCGCUCAAUUGGCUGGCCUGGGCCUCGGUCCCAGCGCCGCCAUGACGCCCCUGUCACCGGGAUCAGCCGGCGCCCAGGCGGCCGCCUCGGCACCAGCGCUGGGCGCCGUCGCAGCCGUGGCUGCCGCCGCUGCCGGUUCCUGCACAAACCCCGGGGCGGCCACUCCGGUCGUCAACGGCACGGGAACGCGCUCCCUCACCUUCACCACGGCCAGCUUCGCACAGACAAAGUUCGGCUCGACCAAGCUCAAGACAAGCUCCAAGCGCGCCCAGAGACUCUCGCCCACCGAGCUCAGCCUGAGGCGAGAGCAGCAGCAACAGCAGCAACAUCAACAGCAACAACUCGUCGCCAGGGGGCCUGCAGCGGUGCCGACGAGCGGCAACCCCAUCUCGCCGCACGAUCUGUACGGAUCGGCGGCGGCCGCUGCGGCUGCUCUCCCCCUUGAUGCGUUCGGCGAUGCGGCCGCCGCGGUGGUGGCGUCGCAGGUGGCGGCGGCAGCGGCGGCUGCUUGCCCGCCGCCGCCUCCCACGACUGCGUCGCGGUUCGCGGCAGCGGCGUCUCCCUUCUUGGCUGCGGCUGCUGGUGGUUCGUUUCAGGGACAUCAUCAUCAUCACCACCACCACCCGCAUCACCACCACCACUCGGUGGUGUCCGGUGCGGCUGCCGAGCUCGGGGCGGCGCUCCAGCAGCACCUGCUGUUGGCCAACUAGUCGGAGCAGCGCAGCAACUGUUCUUUCUUUUUGUACUUUUUGUUAUUUCCUAGAGGGCCCACACUCUCAUGUUGAAAAAAAAAAGAAAUGAGCUACUGCAUUGUCAGCCAAGAGGUUUCGGCUGAAUGGAAGCCGAAGCUGUGGCCACAGUGGCUCAUUUAACAAUUGUUGUUGAAUGUGACCAUCGAGGAGCAAGACGGAAUGUCAGAAAGAAAGUGAAAAAUUAGUAGGACCUCUAGACGCCCUUGAUUAAAAGAGAAAUGCUUGCGCUUUGCUUGACCAGUGCCAGUUUGGUCUAAUUCGGAGGGCCGAUGCUUUAACAAGGAGCAACCUUGUUUUAAUAACUCCUUUAUUCGAGAGCAUAUAAACAGUCUUGUAUUUGAGUUCAUUUCUUUAGGGCGGGCUCUCAUUGUCCAAUCGUUUCACGCGUACUAUGCGCUGGCGCCCAGCGGAGGCGGAAAUACACUCUUGCUGUAUGAAGGUAAACACGAUACUGACUGGUUGUUCUGUGAAGUUGAGCAUCUACUAGUACUUUCUCAACAGUUGUUGGAUAACUGCAAAAACAAAUAAACAGAAUGAUCGCUUCUGUAAAAGCACUCAGAAGAGAAGGUCAUCGUACAUAAGUUUCCACCUGUUGCAUAACACCGCUCGAAAAAAAAAUCUUUUAGUGAGCUGUAGCGCCAGCUUUCAAAGCGAAAUUAGUAUUGAGAUAAACAGAGAAUGGCUUGUUGGCUGAAUAUGAGGGGCAGAGCGUUCCAUUUGUCAUGGAAGUUGUUAAAGCUUCAACGAUGAAGAGCAGCCUUUUUCUUGAAGAUAUUUCUUUACGGAACACACAUUGUUCGAAGGUUGUGUUCUUGUUGUAGUUUUGCAUGUUACGAGAUCAUUGUAACGAAUGUUUCCAUAUAAAGUACAGAGCUUUUAAGAGUCGUUGAAGUGUUCCCCUUACGUUAGAGAGCGUUGCCAAUGCCGCAGGGGCAGCACACAAGAAACUAUCUCUUGUUGAGUGUCCUAAGAAGGAAACGGUGUACAAAAUAGUUUGGUUCGGUCUGUUUUGAUUCGUCGCGUUGUAGUUCUCGCGUUCGGCCAACUUGUCCACCUUGACUAGAGUUGCAGCCGCGCCAUUAGCAAGGGGACCCUCAGGAAACCGCUUGUUAAGGAUGACCGCGUGUGUGACGUUAGUUAAACAAAGAGCGGCAGGUCCUUAGCUACUGCGGUUGCCAAAAAUUCGUUCCCACGAAAGAUGCACAAGGCAACAACAAUUUAUACCCUGAGUGUCAUGUUUAUCACACAAUCCAUCGCAUGUUUAGUUUCACAGAAAAUUGCUUGUCUGUUGUAUUUUCUUGCAUAGUUUCGUUUUCCAGUUUAUGGACACUCGGAACCAAAUAUUAUUAUUAUUGCCAUCACUGCUUUCAAAGCUUUGUGAAGAGCACCGUUACAAUAUUUGUUAUGGGAAUCAUAGAUGUCCUCUGCAUUCGUCUCAACUUAGCUAAAAGAAGAGAUACUGAUGCUUUUAAUAGCGUGGCUUCCUUUCACGCUGUAAAAUGUAUACCUCCGCUAUUGUAUUACACACAUCGCACAAACUUCUGCUCUAAGGCCAAUCCUAUAGCGCCUGAAAGAUAUAUAUUCGUUGAGAAAAAGACCAAUGAAGAUGUCUAUUUUUGACGACACGCAUGUUUUCCAGAUGUAAACGUUUAGGAAGCUGUAGUUGCUGUUGAUGUUGAACAAUAUGUUGUUGAACAUUUCUGGGCGUCUGGAGGUUCUUCCACGGCAUACCGAAACGAGCGCCAUAUGCUAAUCUUGACGUCUAAGUGUUACGGCAAAAUCAUAAGUAGGACCAUUAGAAAAAGAAACAACUAAACAAAAUAAAUAAUAUCAACUUUAGUGAACGGAACCUGUCAGGAAAGGAAGUGUCAAAGAAUGUUCACUACAACGCAGACAUUAGGCUUAGACCUUCGACAAAAUAGCGUCCGCUUAGCAGGUGGCGCCAGUUUCUCCAAUGUGCAUUAACUAUACCAUUGCCGUGGUUCGGCGUCGCAUAGAAUUGUUGGGUGUUCAUCUCGUGGUCCUGAGGUGCCAGGGCAGAAAUUGUUAACAUCCCACCCGGCGUUUGUAUUUGUAGCGAAGUUAGUUACAACCAUGGCUAAUGUAGGUGGUUGAAGGACGCUGGGCCACAAACGUGCGCCCCUCGUUAGGGGUGCUGCAGACGCUCGCCUAGCACUGGCACGCAGAAGACGGGAAUUUCGCCGCCGUGUGCGACAUUCGUCCUCGUGGAAAGCUCGCAUAAUAAGUUGCAAGCCGUCAACCCUAAUAGAGCUUCGGGCCUGCCUUAGGCGUACACAAUUUUCCGAUGAUGAAACACUUCAGAGAGAGGGGGAGAGAGGCGCCCGCUUUGAUCGUUGCAAGACAAGGCAAUCGAGAUUAGCACUCAGUCAAACUAGCGAGCCAACAGGACCUGUAGUCAUGUUCGAGGAAAAGUCACCCUGGUUCUAUUAUUCCGGUAUCUUUACCGUUUUGAGGAAGUGAGAGCCAGUGAUCCUGCUUGUUUUUGUAUCGUAUUACAAUAGCGAUUGGUAGCGGCACUAUAACGACGGCAACAGAGUCUCAGCAUGCCACUUCUGACAUGAUGCACUGCCUUUGAGGUGACUGUCACGUCAUAUCGGGCGAAGCGCACUGUUCAACUAUCGGGUGACGAGGCGGGCUCUGCAGCUACGCCGGGACAGUUUAGUCCAGUGCUUUGUUGCCACGGGCCGUCAUGGAACCUUCCCGCCAUAGAAUCGAAUGGCGGAAAGCAGACGCUGGGACGUCAUUCUGUCACUCAGAGAGCCAGAGCUGACGAAGGCGACGCGUUGCGGCGCUAAAAGAGGUCUAGUCAAGUGCAAAGAGCUACGACUCGUUCAUUACUGCCGUGACGUCACUUCCGCUGGGUCCCCGCAACGGCGCGUCACGUGACUCCCCAGGGGCGAGUGGAACGCCACCGGCGUUUCUAGGCGGAAGUGACGUAGGUGCUCAGACUCUGUUCUCCUCGAAUAGUUCAGCUGCGUUGCCAUUGCCUGGUUCCCAGUUUCCCACAUUUUCAAUUGAGUGAUACAUAUAUAUACAUAUUGUGGACAACCUUUCUCACUCGCCUUUUUCCGUGUCGUUUUUUCUGUACUCGUUUUUUCUACUACGAGGUGUGUCGGUGUGUUUGAUACAGAAUGACCGCGCGAUGACCGGGUUGUAUGUACUUCUCUGUAAACGACACUGCCGCUAGGGGCGCCGUGAAGCUCGUCUGCUACACCUGCGCCACGCUUGUUACUGCGCGCACUCAUUAUACUCAAGGCGUGGUAUGCGUACGUAGCAGCUUAGACGUGGUACAUACCAAAAAUUCGCGUUGGCCUUGCCAGAUGAGGGCUGCAUUUCCGCGUCAGCGUUGCGGAGAACAUGGCUGUGACAAUUAUGAACAAUAUUUUUUUUUCUUUUCAUAUCGGCGACCGUUAUCUUUCCUGUGCCAUUCAUAAAGCUAACAUUCUGAAUCUGUUUGAAUUACGAAGAAAGCAGGAGUUUAAGUUCCCAAUUCAUAAUCAGCUGGCGCAAAAUGAUUCGUUUUUUGAUUGAUAGUAACUAGGGCACGAGCUUCGGGAGAUUCAUUCAUUCACAAAAAUUUAAUUGUGUCCUGAAGCCCGGUCUUUUCAGACCGAGGCGGGCCACGUCCACGUUGGUAUCGUCAGGCUAACCUUGUGGCGUCAUCGUGGACCUUCUGGACUGCCCGUAGUCGGUCUUGAUAAGACGCGCUUCGCACCAUCGUCUGCCAGUAGAGCCAUUGUUCUUCGGGGUCGGCGAGAGUCGUAGGACAGCCCGCCAGCAUGUGUCUGAUCCCAGUGAUGCCGUCGCCUUCGUCACACUUGUCUUGAAUUUCACUGCGAGAAUAAAUAUUGCUGUGCCUGCAGACCGCAUUAUCCAAAUCCACAUCGAACUCUUUUCCCAGACUGAUCCCUCAGACACGUUGCUAUCAAUGUGGCCGUUAGUCGUACAGCCAGACGCGCUUCGCAGCAAACCGAGCGGCACUGUCACGUAGCAUUGUAUCGUCGUUGUCGUCAAGCUUCGUCGUUGUAAUCGUCAUAUUUUUAUAUCUAUACGAAAACAGAAUAAGAGUUUUUUUUAGGUUGUCGUAUUUUAGUUCUUGCGGGGUCCGCUGCAUUUUUCCAGGCAGAGGGAGCGUCAGUACAAAAGGUCAGAUUUCGGUACGGGCACUGUGCGGAGAAGCGCAUGCGCGGUUUGUCGCACUGCGCGUGAAGUGAGCGUAUUAACGCCGUCGUUAGAACUAUACGCGUGCUCUGGGUUUCCCCUUGGAGGAGGGAGAGAGUCAAGCGUGACCGCAGCGCCCCCAACCCUCCUCCCUGCACUUCGAUUGGUUGAGUACGAAUGUAAUAUAAACUUCAAAACGCCUGCUCUUAUGAAUAUGAAGCGAUGACGUGCUUUGUACAAUGGCCGACCAUUGGUUCCUCGCAUUCUGAUAGAACAAGGGAAGUAGGCUAAACAGCUCUUCCAACGCUGUAUAAAGUCCUCGGCUGUCAAUACUGUCAAAAACCUGUACAACCAUGACCCUGCGCUAUAAGCGAUGGAUGGAUAUGUCCGACUGAGUACUGAGUUAUAUUAGAUGAUUAGGAAGAGCAACUCGUCGCCAGGGCCAGGAGGGCAGUAGAAGCCAGAGGGUUCCUGGACUAAGAAGCCCUCCCACCUCAGGGUGACAGUGGGCAUUGCUCGGGACUCUGUUUCAAAAAAAAAAAAACGUUUACUUCUCUCUCUCUAGGGGGAGCAGCCACUCUUACUCGUGCGCACGCAUAUGGUUAAGGCGAUAGCGUGAAAAGUCGCGAGACAUUGAAACGAGACUGUAGUCACGACGGGGGAACAGUGAGAUAUCGACCGGGGCGAAGAGAAUCUAUUUUGUGUGUGGCGCAAUAAGCAUAGCGAGGGGUUCGAUCUCCGCCAACCCUCUUUCGCCCCCCUCCACAUUUUGCUUCUGAGUCCGCAAAAUGUAAAUGCAUAUAUAUGAAUAUAUCUACUAUAUCCAUUUACGCCUACAACGUAACACAAAGGACAAGAACCCAGUGGCCUCCCAAUCAAAAUUCUCGACGCGGUGCAAGAAGGAACCAUGGCAAGGAACAAACAUCGGAACUCACUAGUCGCGCUAGCCUUCGAUAAUCUGGCCGGAAAUGACAAUUCCUGGCGCCAUUUAAAUUCAGAAAUGUCAUAAAGCUCACGAUCUUGGCCAGUUAUGACUAAUCUGAAUGCCUUUUGCUAUUGGAUGAAAAAAAAAUAUGUCAAUGUUCUCAUAUCCUACCGUGCCCUGAAACAUGCAAUCUUUCCCAAUACGACUGGUGCACAAUGAAGGUACGGUGCAUCUUAUUAGUUGAAAAGUGUCAGUGCUUUAUCACAUUCUCCAUAUUAUUCGGCAUCUUGACAGCUAUAAUUGGUAGACAUGGUGGUAUAGCUUCUUUUAUUGGCUAAAAAACCACAACGUUUCAAAAUUCUGUCAUAUUCUGAGACUCGCCAUCUGGUCAGAUCUAUGUGGCCUAUGAGACGGCUGCUGUUGGUCCCAUUGAGCAAAAUAUCUUUACGCUGUCAAAGUCUGCCCUUUAGUAUGAAACUGGCCUUGUCAGUUGUAAGAUGUCCACAAGGCGGGUACAGCGUACCCCUUUGGUUCGAAAAUCUCAACCCUAACAAAUUCAGCCAUUUUUGGAAGCUCGCCACAUAGUUGGUGGUCGCCACAUUGUUGGCCGUUCACAAUUCGUGUGCAGCCUCUCCCAUUGGCUAAAAGAUCUCGAUAUUCUCAAGUACUGCCAUAUUGCGUUAGACACCAUAUUGUCUGCUGCGGUCGGACCACAAGGCAGCUGAAGCACCUCCCAUUGGCUCGAAAAUUGCUCUCGUAUCCUCAUACUCGCUGGCUUGUUAUUUAACACUGGUGUUUUCCACAAUAGAUAAGAAAUCGGAGUGACUUAACGCUGGGAAUCAGCCGUAACUGGCGCGAUCAAGGAGCUCCGAUGAUUACAGUUCCAACCAGGCCUUCCUUCAGCAUUACGACAUAAAGCACCACACGGCUACCUGCCCGUCCGCGCAAUAAUGCGCCGCCAAACCACCGAGGUUGGCAGCAUGCGACAGAGCCUCGGAAAAAGUUGGCAUAGAACGUCAACUCCUGGCGGACGACGACAGGACGGCUCCGCAGCGUUCUCAAAAAGCGAGGGCCACGCCGACGUUGUUCUCAUUUUUCUUUGUCGAAGCUUUGUUGUUCAUUUAGAAGAAGAGGGAGGCCUCGCGUCUUCAAAGCUAUUUUCGUAUGCCAGCUGAAGAAUGCUAGACCUAUCAGCGAGCCGGGGACCGGUACGUUAUGUGGGGCGCCGCGUCGAAGGGUUGGGUUGGUGUGGUCGAUGACGCGGUCGUGUUUGUGAUGGUUUCCCGCUGUUGUUGUUGAUGUUGCUGCUGCUGCUCCUGUUGUUGCGCGUGUCGUGCAGUAGUAGUAGGGUGGCGCUACAAGCCGAAGAGGUCGUCCUCGUGUUGCAAUGAGAGUGGUGGUGUGUGCGUUGGAAAGCGUUCAUUUAGCGCAGGCACGGAGUGGUAAGAGACGGUGCCAAGACGAAAUUGGAACGGAGGACAAAACAGCGGGUUGGUGUCAAGCCUGGGGUGUUUAUUGGAAGCUGCUGCAAAAUUUAUGAAACUUGUAGGGUGCCGAACAGAGCCUGUGGCGAUAUAGCUAGCUGGAAAACGUGACACGCUGUUCACACUUACCGCAUGCCACAAGAUAUGACGACGUGUAUUUCGAGUAACGUAUUGGUUGUCCUUGCAAAAGAGCUGAGGGUUAUGUGAACAUUGGGCGUGAGCCAGUUUCGCUUUUCGUCUGCUAGCCGCUUCGCCAUUGGUUUCACUUCCGUCAUCUAUAUCACUUAUCGUCUGUUCCACUUGUAGUAUGCUUCACUUCCGCUAGGUCUCUCGUUCCUAGUUCUUUUGGCGCCGCCUCCCCGUGUCUUGCACAAAAUGACAGAGAUAAGAGAAAAAAGAGAGAGAAGAAGAGUGGAAGCAAGAGAUGAGAGUGUGAUAUGGAAGAAGCGCAGUGAUAUCCACGUCCUAAGAUUCCAAAGGUGUUAAAAAAAGAUGCAUAUAAUACACAACAGGAAGUCCCUUUUAUCUUUUGUACUUUGACUUAGUGCAGAUGAUACGCGCCCCGUGGCGCUCGUCUGCUGACGAGGCAGCCACACACUGUCUGCACUGUUUCUUCACAUCUUGUUACAUUUUAAUAAGUUUUUAAAUAAAUGUUGGACAAAAGCGUCGCCAAA